Messenger RNA from Harpegnathos saltator (Jerdon's jumping ant), 1153 nucleotides. Its product is annotated as integrin alpha-PS1-like. The coding region runs from base 314 to 1087 and encodes 257 amino acids. Gene Ontology annotation, cellular component: integrin complex; external side of plasma membrane. The transcript has 7 exons. The record is from RefSeq and is a predicted model, not a curated record. Gene Ontology annotation, biological process: cell-cell adhesion; integrin-mediated signaling pathway; cell-matrix adhesion. Gene Ontology annotation, molecular function: integrin binding. NCBI's taxonomy places the organism in Eukaryota, Metazoa, Arthropoda, Insecta, Hymenoptera, Formicidae.
GGUUCCUCUCUGUUGAUAUAAUUCGCUCCAGGUUCUAUCAGGGUGCGCUGGAAGCGGUCGUCAUAAUGCUUUCGCCUCUAUAAAGUAGAAGACUAUUCUCCAUGAGUUACAUUAACCUUCCUGUAAAAAUACGCCUGAUGUGUGAGUGGGUUAUGUAUUUUUAAAAAUGUGAAAAGAAUGUGUAGGCUAUUGUAGAAUAGUAGUGACCGGUGGUAAUGACAAAGGGCCGAAUUGUGUACGAUAGUGUUACACAAAAAAUCUGUGAACGAUUUGAGAAAACGCAAUAUAAUCAGUGAGAGAUAUAAAAAUAGUGAUGAUGGUGAACGUGUUGUGCUUGUGGGUAGUUCUGAGUGUGUGCGCCACGUACGCUUUUAAUCUGGAACCACGAAUACCUGUCAUUAAAAGGGGAUCGAGGGGUUCCUAUUUCGGUUACUCGGUGGCCGAACAUCAGGAAAUUGUACCCUCACUACCAAAAUCUACGAGUUGGAUGCUGGUAGGCGCACCUCUAGAUCAGAAUUUACAACCAGGAACGAAUAAGUCAGGAGCUUUAUGGCAAUGUCCACUGACAACUUAUACAAGAGAUUGUACACAAGUCAUUACUGAUGGACAACUUAAGGACAAUAUUCUAGUAUACAGACCAAACGAAUACGAAUCAUAUGAUUCAAAUACAGAGUCAGAUGAGUUAGUAAAACCAGGUACGGACGAGAUAAAGGAUAAUCAAUGGCUAGGAGUUACUGUACGCAGUCAAGGAGUAGGAGGUAAAGUAAUGGUAUGCGCACAUAGGCAUAUUAUCAAAACACUUGAUUCUCAGUGGGGUCAAGGCCAAUGCUACAUAUUAAAUCAAGAUUUAAAAUAUAACGACUUGAAAAAACCAUGCUCUGGAAAGCCCACAAACAAGGCACACGAGCAGUUCGGUUACUGCCAAGCUGGUACUAGCGGUUUAUUAACGAUAGAUGAUCGUGUGCUGAUCGGCACACCGGUCCACAUACCUGGAGAGGUACUGUAUAUCUGUCCUCCGUGUCGGACGAAUUUUUGUCACGGGAUACUACAGUUUACAGCGCACCGAUGCAAGACUUGUCGCCUGUGAAUAAAUACAGCUAUCUCGGAAUGUCUGUAGCAGUUGGAAACUUUUUCGGCAAAGACUUGGCUACGC